Molecule: messenger RNA, 2409 nt
Organism: Ophidiomyces ophidiicola
Lineage: Eukaryota; Fungi; Ascomycota; Eurotiomycetes; Onygenales; Onygenaceae
Exons: 1
Coding region: 1-2409 (802 amino acids)
Biological process (GO): transmembrane transport
Molecular function (GO): transmembrane transporter activity
Source: RefSeq, a predicted model, not a curated record
AUGCCAGCUCCCAUCAAUGGCAAAUAUCCCCAUUCAGCCAAUCCUGGUGAGACUAUAGGAAGAAGCAGAGGACAAGCAACAGCACUUCAACAGAAGUCAAUUCAUUUUUCACCUGGAGCGAGUGCUCCGUCGCAAAACGAGCAAAGUAUUCCUGCACAUGCCCCACAUACCAUUGCAUCCAAACUCCAGCUCCCUCCGGUUGUGCAUCACGGUGUUUGGGAGAAAAAUACCAAAAGAACCCCUGAUAGAUAUGAAGAAUCGUUGGCGACCAAAAUGCCCUUGAAAGAGCGACGACAACCUGCAAGUACCCGCGACGAUAACGAAGAAGAACGCCUGGGAGUCUAUGGGGUCAGUUUAUCUGCAAGUCCAGCAGGCGAAAAGCGUCCAAGAUUUUCUGCAAACACCCAUCUACCCCUAUUUUGCUGGAGAAGGCACUCCGCAUCGACAGAGUUCCGUCACAGAUCGGUCGAACUUGGUCUAAGAGACACGAAAGGCAUUUUACAGGAGCAAGAUAACACUGCACAACAUUACAUGUUAGCAAACGCAACAAGUUCUUCCGCGGCUAAUGCAUCGGAGACGGUCAGUAGAAUGUCAAAAUGCAGUCAAAGUGAUCUCGAAGCAAAUAGUGGCGGCAGCCUUGACAUACGCGUCAGCGAGAUGAUGGCCAUAGGAAACAGGAACCAAAAUGACCGCGUGGAACCAGAGAGGGCAUAUCACCGUGGUGUUUUGUCCCGUCUGCUGAGACUCCAUCAUUCUCGGGAUACAACUGAAGUCCACGAGCGUUCUAUCUUUUCGUCGAUAUUACCAUCGCAGCACACAAAUCGUCGAACCUUUUCUGUUGGUCAAAUGACGCCUUGCUCCAAACAAAAAUGGUACGAGAAAACUAAGAAUUUGUCUUCAAGUUCCCUAAGGACAUCAGUGUCCGACUCUCCAAGGCUUUUUUCGGGGGGAUUGAACGAUUCGCGGCAUUUGGGGAGUAAUGCAAUGCUUGGAGCAGCGGCUAAAAAGCUGUCGUCGCUACCUCAUCCCGAAGAAGAAGAAAUUCGGACUAGAGUCCCUGUUGCAAAGACAAUUUCACGCCAACGGUACGUAGUACAGCUAUGCCAGGCUCUAAUGAGAUAUGGGGCCCCGACACACCGACUGGAAGAGUACAUGCAUACGACAGCAAGGGCGCUGGAGCUUGAUGCGCAGUUCUUGUAUUUGCCAGGUUGCAUGUUUGUUUCCUUCAGCAACGUGACGACGCACACAACGGAGUUGAAGCUACUUCGAUACCCACAGGGCGUGGAUUUGGGGCGCCUUGCGGAUGUUCACCAGGUGUAUAAGGAGAUCGUCCACGACAUCAUCGGGGUCGAGGAAGCAACUCAAAAGCUUGACGACAUCAUGAAUCGCAACGACCAGUUCAAUAAAUGGUGGUUGAUCUUCCUGUACGGGUGUGCUUCAGCGACAGUAGGGCCAUUUGCGUUUGGGGCAGGAGUCCAGGAUAUGCCAGUCGCCUUCCUACUAGGCUGUGUAAUGGGGGCGCUGAAUUACCUCGUUGUGCCGCGGUUCCCUCUGUACUCGAACGUGUUCGAGCUCACUGCAGCGCUGGCGACGUCGUUCCUGGCACGAGCGUUGGGUAGCAUCCCAGCCCCCACCGGCGAGUCACGACGGCUGUUCUGCUUCCCCGCGGUGGCUCAAUCGGCGAUUGCACUGAUUCUGCCGGGCUACAUCGUCCUGUGCAGCAGUCUUGAGCUACAGUCCCGGAACAUGCUGGCGGGAUCUGUGCGGCUGGUGUAUGCCAUCAUCUACUCGCUGGUACUCGGGUUUGGGCUGAUGCUGGGGACGGCGUUCUACGGCAGCAUUGACCCGGCCGCGAGCUCGGCAUCGGCGUGCGGCGACGACGCGGCGCGGUUUGGCGGGUGGAACGAGUACGCACGCAAGUUCCCAGCGGUGGCGCUAUUCACGGUGUGUUUGAUCAUGAUCCACCAGGCCAAAUGGACGCAGACGCCGGUGAUGCUAAUGAUCUCCGUUGCGGGCUACGCGGUGACGUUCUUCUCGGCUAAGCGGUUCCCGGACAACACGCAGGUUGCCAGCGCGCUGGGGGCAUUUGUGAUCGGGGUGCUGGGCAACCUGUACAGCCGGCUGCGACACGGGCUGGCGGUAGCGGCCAUGCUCCCGGCAAUCUUCGUGCAGGUGCCGUCGGGGCUGGCGGCAAGCGGGUCGCUGGUAGCCGGGCUGGCGUUUGCCAACGGCAUCAACGGUAACAGCACAGCGCUGGACAUUGGCACGAGCAAGGUGUACGGCGGCGUGGUGUUCGACCUGGCGUAUGGCAUGGUGCAGAUCAGCAUCUCCAUCAGCGGGGGGCUGUUCCUGGCGGCGCUGGUGGUGUACCCGCUGGGCAAGCGGCGCAGCGGACUGUUCAGCCUGUAG